UUUUCCGGUUUUUGGCUUUUUCGCAGAGAUGGAGGAUUUAGACAUUGUGACGUCCACUGAUUUAUUUCGUCGUUUGGAUUCUGAAUAUCCCGAGUUGGGUAUCGACAGUAGGAUACCUUCCGAUAUAAAAUUUGCGAUUAAGAUUGGUUUGCAACCGGUAGAGGCGAAGUGUAACAAGUGCGACGGCGGCGUUCGUAAAAUAAUUUACAGAAAAGACACCGGUUCGGUUUUUUUCCGAUGUUACAAGUGCAAGGUAAAUAGUUCGGCGUUCGAAGGCACCUUCAAGGGAAAAUGCGGCAACAUGUCAUGGCGGACAAUCUUCAGUUUCCUCUGGCAUCUGAUUUGCAUAGACGGCUCGUUGAAUUCGUCGUGUUUGGCCGUCACGGUGAGUCGCACUACCGGUGUCGACUGGGCUAAUUUCGUUCGGUACGCGAUGAUGGUCGCUCUUUUUAAUUUGACAAGUUUGAAAAUUGGCGGUCCUGGAAAGACCAUGGAAAUAGACGAGACGGUCGUAAGCAAGCGUAAAUACGAAAGAGGAAGAAAGCUGAAAGGGACAAAGUGGGUGGUCGGCGGUAUCUGCAGAGAAGACAAGAACUGUUUUUUGUGUUUUGUAAACAAUCGCUCCGAAGCCAGUCUGAAUUGGGUCGUUAGGAAUUUCGUACGGUCCGGAUCUACGGUUCAUACCGACCAAUGGAAGGGAUACAACAACAUCGGAGAAUUAAAAGGAAUAGAUAUAAAAUACGCGACAGUAAAUCAUUCCAAAAACUUUGCGAAUCCGUUGGAUGGCGUGCAUACGCAAAACAUCGAAAGGCUGUGGGGGAUUUUGAAGAACAGAAAUUUGCCCCGUCACUAUACUGAAGAACUGCGCGAUUCGUAUCUCUACGCUUUUGUGUACAAAAAGCAUAUGAAAUGAAACAAUCUGAAGCCAGGCGAACGUUUCGCAAUUUUCUGUGGACAUUUAAGAAAAAUGUAUCCAGGAGCGGGACGCGAGCCCGAAUGG
Centruroides sculpturatus (bark scorpion) is the source of this 1000-nucleotide messenger RNA. RefSeq lists its product as uncharacterized. The transcript has a single exon. Lineage: Eukaryota; Metazoa; Arthropoda; Arachnida; Scorpiones; Buthidae. The record is from RefSeq and is a predicted model, not a curated record. Bases 29 to 913 code for a protein of 294 amino acids.